CACGUGACCGGGUGACAGCGCUUGCAGGACUGCAAGGCUCGGUUUAGGUGUUGCUGCCCACACGGGAUGGCGGAGGCACCUCCUGUCUCAGGUACUUUUAAAUUCAAUACGGAUGCUUCUGAGUUCAUUCCUCAGGAGAGAAAAAAUUCUGGUCUAAAUUGUGGGAGUCAGAGAAGACUAGAUUCUAAUAGGAUUGGUAGGAGAAAUUACAAUUCACCACCUCCAUGUCACCUCUCCAGGCAAGUCCCUUAUGAUGAGAUUUCUGCUGUUCAUCAGCACAGUUAUUCUUCAGGAAGCAAGCCUAAGAGUCAACAGACUUCUUUCCAAUCAUCUGCUUCUAAUAAAUCACUAAAGAGCCUUCAGAAUCAACCUGGACAGAAAUUGAGGAGUGAAAAGCAGCAUAUCAGAGUAAAGAGAGUACAGAGUCUCACUGACCAGAUCUCAGAUGCAGCUGCCUUAGAAAGUGUGGCCAGAUCAGAGAGUGGGACAAAGCCCAGAGAGUAUAGCCCUGCUGAAAGUGAGAAGGAAAUUGUUGGCGCAGAUCCCAGGGGAGCAAAACCCAAAAAAGCAACCCAGUUUGUAUACAGCUAUGGCAGAGGACCAAAAGUCAAGGGGAAACUCAAAUGUGAGUGGGGUAACAGAAUGACUCCCAAACCGGAGGAUGCCGGACCUGAAAAUUCCAAGCCUGUGGGGGUUAUCCAACCUGACUCCUCAGAUGUACCCUUUAGAAAAGGAGUACUGGAUGGGUCUGGGGCCCGACGCAACGAGCAGAGAAGACACCCACAGAAAAGGCCUCCCUGGGAAGUGGAGGGGGCCAGGCCACGCCCAGGCAGGAAUCCACCAAAACAGGAAGGCCAACGGCAUGCAAAUGCAGGACCCAGAAACAACAUGGCACCUAUUCCAAAGGAUAAUCUUAAUGAAAGACCAGCAAAAUCGGUCUGUGACAAUGGGAACUUGGCUGUCGUCAACAAGUCUUCCAGAAGGGUUAACCUGGAGAAAUGUGCUGUAAGGAGGCAGGAUUCUCCAGUAGCAUCUUUCCACCGAGGCAAACAGAACCCCGUGCUAAAGAAUGUGGAGACACACACAGGUUCUCUAGUUGAACAGCUAACUACAGAAAAAUAUGAGUGCAUGGUGUGCUGUGAAUUGGUUCGUGUCACGGCUCCAGUCUGGAGUUGCCAGAGCUGUUACCAUGUGUUUCAUUUGAACUGCAUAAAAAAGUGGGCAAGGUCUCCAGCCUCUCAAGCAGAUGGCCAGAGUGGUUGGAGGUGCCCUGCCUGUCAGAAUGUUUCUGCGCAUGUUCCUAAUACCUACACUUGUUUCUGCGGCAAGGUAAAGAAUCCUGAAUGGAGCAGAAAUGAAAUUCCACAUAGUUGUGGAGAGGUUUGUAGAAAGAAACAGCCUGGACAGGACUGCCCACAUUCCUGUAACCUUCUCUGCCAUCCUGGACCUUGCCCACCCUGUCCUGCCUUUAUGACUAAAACAUGUGAAUGUGGACGGACCAGGCACACAGUUCGCUGUGGUCAGGCUGUUUCAGUCCACUGUUCUAACCCAUGUGAGAAUGUUUUGAACUGUGGUCAGCACCACUGUGCUGAGCUGUGCCAUGGGGGUCAGUGCCAGCCUUGUCGGAUCAUAUUGAACCAAGUAUGCUACUGUGGCAGCACCUCCCGAGACGUGUUAUGUGGAACAGACAUAGGAAAGUCUGAUGGAUUUGGGGAUUUUGGCUGUUUGAAGAUAUGCGGCAAGGUUUUGAAAUGUGGGAACCACAUGUGCUCCCAGGUGUGCCACCCUCAGCCCUGCCAACCGUGCCCUCGGCUCCCCCAUCUGGUGCGCUGUUGCCCUUGUGGGCAAACUCCUCUCAGCCAAUUGCUAGACCUUGGAAGUAGUGGUCGGAAAACGUGCAUGGAUCCUGUCCCUACAUGUGGAAAAGUGUGCGGCAAGCCUCUGCCUUGUGGUUCCUUAGAUUUCAUUCAUACCUGUGAAAAACUUUGCCAUGAAGGAGACUGUGGACCAUGCUCUCGCACAUCAGUUAUUUCCUGCAGAUGCACUUUCAGAACAAAGGAGCUUCCAUGCACCAGUCUCAAAAGUGAAGAUGCUACAUUUAUGUGCGACAAGCGGUGUAACAAGAAACGGUUGUGUGGACGGCAUAAAUGUAAUGAGAUAUGCUGUGUGGAUAAGGAGCACAAGUGUCCUUUGAUUUGCGGGAGGAAACUACGUUGUGGCCUUCAUAGAUGUGAAGAACCUUGUCAUCGCGGAAACUGCCAGACAUGCUGGCAAGCUAGUUUUGAUGAACUAACCUGCCACUGUGGUGCGUCAGUGAUCUACCCUCCAGUUCCCUGUGGUACCAGGCCCCCUGAGUGUACCCAGACCUGUGCCAGAAUCCAUGAGUGUGACCAUCCAGUAUAUCAUUCUUGUCAUAGCGAAGAGAAGUGUCCCCCUUGUACUUUCCUAACUCAGAAAUGGUGCAUGGGCAAACAUGAGUUACGAAGCAACAUCCCAUGUCACCUGGUUGACAUCUCUUGCGGAUUACCCUGCAAUGCUGCACUACCAUGUGGGAUGCACAAGUGUCAGAGACUCUGUCACAAAGGGGAGUGUCUUGUGGAUGAGGCCUGCAAGCAGCCCUGCACCACUCCCAGAGCUGACUGCGGCCACCCAUGUAUGGCACCCUGCCACUUCAGCUCACCCUGCCCUGUGACUGCCUGCAAAGCCAAUAUUGAGCUGCAGUGUGAAUGUGGACGAAGAAAAGAAAUCAUGAUUUGCUCUGAAGCAUCCAGUACUUAUCAAAGAAGAGCUGCUAUUUCCAUGGCCUCUAAAAUAACAGACAUGCAUCUUGGAGAUUCAGUGGAGAUCAGCAAGUUAAUUACUAAAAAGGAAAUUCACCAAGCCAGGCUGGAGUGUGAUGAGGAGUGUUCAGCCUUGGAAAGGAAAAAGCGGUUAGCAGAGGCAUUUCAUAUCAGCGAUGAUUCUGAUCCUUUCAAUGUACGUUCUUCAGCAUCAAAAUUCAGUGAUAGUUUGAAAGAAGAUGCCAGGAAGGACUUGAAGUUUGUCAGUGAUGUUGAGAAGGAAAUGGAAGCCCUUGUGGAAGCCGUGAAUAAGGGAAAGAAUAGUAAGAAGAGCCACUUCUUCCCUCCCAUGAACAGAGACCACCGCCGGAUCAUCCACGAACUGGCCCAAGUGUAUGGCCUGGAGAGCGUGAGCUAUGACAGUGAACCGAAGCGCAAUGUCGUGGUCACUGCAGUCAGAGGGAAGUCCGUUUGUCCUCCUAUGAUGCUGACAGGUGUGCUGGAAAAGGAAAUGCAGUCUCGGCCUCCGCCACCUAUUCCUCAUCACAGACAACAGUCAGACAAGAAUCCUGGGAGCAAUAACUUACAGAAAAUAACCAAGGAGCCGGUAAUUGACUACUUUGAUGUCCAGGACUGAGAAGCUCAAGAUGCACUUAGAUGAAAGAAUGAUUAGGUGGGAUGGAGACUCAUUUGCCAGCAGAUAAAUCAUGCUUGUUCCCAACUUCCUGGUGGACUCACAGCCUCACAUGCUGUCUUGUAUCGAUCUAUCCAAAGCAUGAGUGUGUCAGAAAUCCCUUGUCCUCUAGUCCCUCUCUAUAUGAAGCGUCCCUGUGCAGCCAGAUGCUGACUGCGUGGUCACUCAUAAUUCAGUCAUGUAUUUGCAGAGGCUCCCCACACUUUCACUGUGAUUGCUCGGAGGCUUAGGGGAACAUUGGACUUGGUUUGGACAAGCCAGAAUUUUAGCCUGAAACUGGCUUUAUGGCACUUAGUCAUAACCUCAGUUGUCCCAGUUAUCCAUCCUCCUCCCGAAAAUGCCUGCAACAUCAGAUGCACCCCCCUUUCUUAAUCCAGACUGAUCAUAGUCUGUGAAAAGACACAAGCAAACUUCUCGGUCCGAAAUACCAAACACUGAAUUGGUACGCCGUAUCUGGAAUCACGUGUUGUGUUAAACUUGGCUAUCUUACCUGAGUCUUUUGCCAAAAACUCUCAUAGACCUAUGUAGCUGAACUCAUUUUAGGGGAUCUCAGUACCAUUAGAUCUAAACCUAGCAAAGGAUUUCGGUGGCUUUACAGAAUUCCAUUCUCUCAAGUCCAUGAGCGCCUCAUACCGCAUCACUGAGCCUGUCGGAUGACAGUCACUUUAGCUGUCCGCCGUGGUGGGAGAGGACAUAGAGCAAGCUCCACCUGCCAGGUUCACACUGUGGCCUCUCUGUAUGACCAGUGUGGCCCCAACACCUCUCUGGUUAAGGAAGAGUCUCAGGUAAACUGAGUGCUACCCUGUGUUGCUCUCUGCCAGGCCUGCAGCAGCUGUAUUAGCUGCUCCUGUCUCUGAGUGCUGGGCUUCUGUUUGAAUAGUCAAAAAAGCAUGGGGACAGUCCGGUGCUUAUCUCCGCAGCCCAGUGGAGGCAUUCUUCAGGCUCCUGUAAGGGCCUCUGCAUGGGCGCCCCUCCAGCACAGGGGCCACACUUCCAGAAACUUCCUUCUGCUGCAAAACAAGCCACGAGCCCCAGAGCAACAAGAGAUGUGAGAAACAACUUCACAAAACCCGCACUUAAUUAUCAUAGAGCAGGGCCACCCUUCGGUUCUGGCCCAGACAAUCUGCCUUGAGAGGUAUCAGGUACAGCAGUGGGAGUAGACAACUGAAGGGAAGAGAUGAGCUACAAAGUCACCUAUCUGGGCCCAUUCAGCACAGGGGCGUUGGCUAAAAAGCCCACAAGCAUCUGUUAAAUCUUUCAGUGUGGGUUUAGUGUGUAAACUGUGCACUGAGAGCAUCUCAGAAUCAGCUGGAGGCAGGAAACCUGAUUUCAGAUCCCAGCUCUGCCACAUAACAACUUGCCACUUGGUGGAAUGGAGGUAUCAAACCACCUCACCAAAGUGGCUGUGAUGAUUAAAUGGGAUAACAUGUAGAGGUGCCUGAUCUAUCAUAGGUGUUCAAAAUUUAUGAAAAUUUACUUGAUAUCUAGAAAAUAUGUAAGCAUCUUUUUUUUUUUCCGUAAUACUAGCCAAGUAAAAGGUUAGAAUGCUAAGAAGUCCUCUUGAGGUGAAUGCUUGUGUGCCUUCUUAGCACCAGCCUUGUUCUAGGGCUGUGGGGAACAGAUGUGGCCUGUGUUUUAGUUAGUAUUCAGGUAGGGGUCACGUAUCUGAGUAUAUAUAAUGGAAUUGGUUGGUCUGGCACAAACAGGUCAUUAGUCUUAGUAAAAGCUGAAGAGGGGCACGAGGACUGGGUUAGCUGGUGCUUGAGGGAAGGAACCCUGAUGGGGAAGGGAAGCAGGAGGGAGCAUUUGAGCUGAGUCUGGAGCUGGCCGACUGCUGUUUAGAGGAGGCAGGCGUGCCACAUGAAGGUGGAGGGCAGGAGACAAGGCUGGGCGUGCGGUUUGUGGUGGGCUUGAGGAAGGAAGGGAUCUUCCAGAGUGGGCAGACAGCCGGAAGGACAGGUCAGGAAGCUGAAGAGGUGGAUGCGUCAGCUUGAGAGCCACGGAGAGCCCCCGAAGGAUCCUAAGCAGAGAGUGGCUGGCCUGGAUCUAUGAUCUAGAGCGGGAGCCUGCAAACUUUCCUGUAAAGAGCCAGGUAGUAACUAUUUCAGGCUUUGUGGAUUUCUGUUGCCACUACCCGACUCUGCCAUUGUGUGUGAAAGCAGCCACAGACAAUGCACAAGUGAGUGAGCACGACUCUGUU
Messenger RNA from Pteronotus mesoamericanus, 5674 nucleotides. It is a transcript of the gene NFX1, whose product is annotated as nuclear transcription factor, X-box binding 1. The transcript is spliced from 24 exons. Gene Ontology annotation, molecular function: RNA polymerase II transcription regulatory region sequence-specific DNA binding; zinc ion binding; DNA-binding transcription factor activity, RNA polymerase II-specific. Gene Ontology annotation, biological process: negative regulation of transcription by RNA polymerase II. Gene Ontology annotation, cellular component: nucleus. The record is from RefSeq and is a predicted model, not a curated record. Lineage: Eukaryota; Metazoa; Chordata; Mammalia; Chiroptera; Mormoopidae. Bases 67 to 3417 code for a protein of 1116 amino acids.